AGGUGGCUUUAGAUGAGAGAAGAGGUUUGCACUUUGCAGCAAUAUAAUAUAAUCUCCAUUGCUCCAAAAGCUUUAAUUUGAUUCAGAUUCCCCAUCUCCAUCGUCUCUUCUCUUCUGCACAUGAAGGGAAUCGAUAUAUUCUGCGCCUCCCAAGCUGCCACCGCCAUCCGCAGCACCAUGGAAGAGAUAACCGCCGUCGCUUCCUCCUCCUCCUCCGCAAUCCAACUCGGCGGAAGCGGCGGAGGCAGAGCCAUCGACCGCUUCAACCCUAUCAUCACAGACUCCAGGCGACGAACCGCCCCGGUUCCAAAACCGCCGGCGCAGAGCCCAGGCGGCUUUGGCAAGACAAAGAAGGAUAAGAUCAGCAAGAGUAGUAAGAGUAAUAAUAAGAAGAAGAAUUCUCGGAAGGCGGCGGCGGGCGAGGAAAGCGGCGGCGGCGGCGGCGGAGGGUGGAGGUGUACUAAACCGGGCGGUUUUAUCACGCCGCAGAGCUCUUCCAGGUACCUUCUGAAUGAGAAUGAGGACGAUAAAGAUUAUUUCCUGGACGUUCUUUCGGAUUUCAACCCGAUUCUGAAGUUGGAUGAUCCGAAUAACGAUAUAAAAAAUCUCCAACAACUUUCCGAUCAAUCCGGUCCUUCUCACACUCCACUCCCUCUUCCUCCUCCUCCUUCUUCCUCUUCUCCGCCGCCUCCCUCUCGCUCCACAGAUCAGGUGGUUGUUGUUCUUAGGGUAUCACUCCAUUGCAGAGGGUGUGAGAGAAAGAUGAGAAAACACCUCUCUAGAAUGCAAGGGGUAUCGUCUUUCAACAUAGACUUUGCAGCUAAGAAGGUGACAGUGGUGGGGGAUGUAACACCAUUAGGAGUUCUAGCAAGCAUAUCCAAGGUUAAGAAUGCACAACUCUGGUCGCCGGCGGUGGCCGUAUCUUCCAUUCCGCCGGCGGUUAGCCUGAGCAACUCAAGUUCCAAGACUGCUAAGCCGGCGGUGGCAUCAGUACCAACAACUAAUGAAAAUAUGGAAAACAUUUCAAGAAAUAUUCAGCUGAUUUCAAUGAAUUAGAGUUUGAUUGGGCUUUAUAUUGUUCAGUCUUUGGAUGUAGAUGAAGAUAUUUUAGUAGGGUGCCAUUAUUUGGCUUGGUUUGUGGAUUAGGAUUUUGUGUUUAUUGGUAGGUUUGAGCAUUGAAGGUGAAACUCUUUCGAAUGUUUUUAUUUAAUCAGUUAACAUUUUUUAGAUUUGAAAAGAUCAA
Molecule: messenger RNA, 1243 nt
Organism: Ipomoea triloba (trilobed morning glory)
Lineage: Eukaryota; Viridiplantae; Streptophyta; Magnoliopsida; Solanales; Convolvulaceae
Product: protein SODIUM POTASSIUM ROOT DEFECTIVE 2-like
Exons: 3
Coding region: 121-1056 (311 amino acids)
Molecular function (GO): metal ion binding
Source: RefSeq, a predicted model, not a curated record